GAGGUGGGAGGAGGGUGUGUGUAAGAACGGGGGAGCUGGUGAGAGUUGUUAACCCCGCCCACCGCUCUCUCUCUCUCUCUCUGUCUGCAUUCCUUGCUCCUUGUCGCACGAGGAAGAAAGGAGGAGGAGAAUUGAGAGAGCGCGAGCAAACGCGCAUGGGACGGAAGGUGGUGAGCAUGGCACCAAACCAAACGCCUCCGCGCUUCCGAACUCCACUCAGACCUUAACACACACUCGGGCAAGGAACUUCAGCCCAAGCCCCUACCAUGGCUACUGAGAGUGUUUUUGUUGGACAACUAUGAGGGUGAUCUACAUCCAGAACGCCGGCUUCGUUGCUGCCUUUUCAAGACAGGAUUCUAUUUAGACCAAUUUUAGACAAAAACAGAGUAUUUAUUUAAAUAUUUUUGGAAACUUCCGACAGACAUUUCUGUUUGUUUAUGUUCACUUACUCAAACAUACGGAGGAAAGAAACAAUGUGUAUGAUGACCAUGCAAAGACAUUUGUUAUUCUAUUCCCACUCUCAUAUUUGCGUGAGCAUAUUGUGGAGCGCAGCUUUCUAGACCUAUACUUACUGAAUUGAAAGGAAACCGAUAUAAGUAUAUUUAUUUGUUUAUUACAGCGUUUGGUCAGUAUUUUCAUUGAUCUUCAGAAACGCCAGUGAACUAGUGUGUGAAGUUACUGUAUAGCCAUGGAGACCGUGUCGGUUCUACAACAGCAGCUGUCCCAUCCCGGGACCAUGACUGACCAGCACUCAAGCGAGCACUGUGCUGAGGACGUGCUCCUGCCGGUUGACUAUCCUGCCGGCGAGGUCCCGCCAUCGGGGCGCAGGGGCUCCAGCGUCAAGAAGCAUCUGCACAAACACAACCUGAAACACCGAUACGAGCUGAAGGAGACGCUGGGUAGAGGGACUUACGGCAAAGUGAAGAAAGCCAUAGAAAGACACACCGGCCGGGUGGUGGCCAUUAAGUCCAUCCGUAAGGAGAAGAUUAGAGAUGAGCAGGACAUGGUUCACAUCCGGCGAGAAAUUGAGAUCAUGUCCUCACUCCGACACCCACACAUCAUCUCCAUCCAUGAAGUGUUUGAGAAUAAGGAUAAGAUCGUGAUUGUGAUGGAGUACGCCAGUAAAGGGGAGCUGUAUGAGUACAUCAGUGAGAGGAGGAGACUGAGCGAGAGGGAGACGCGGCACUUCUUUAGACAGAUCGUCUCCGCUGUGCACUUCUGCCACAAGAAUGGGAUUGUGCAUCGAGAUUUAAAACUGGAAAACGUGCUGCUGGAUGAGAACUGUAACAUAAAGAUUGCGGACUUCGGCCUGUCCAACCUGUACCACAAAGACACGCUCCUGAACACCUUCUGUGGAAGCCCUCUCUACGCCUCUCCAGAGAUCGUCAACGGCAGGCCCUAUAAAGGCCCAGAGGUGGACAGCUGGGCUCUGGGAGUGCUGCUGUAUACACUCGUCUACGGGACCAUGCCAUUUGACGGAGGGGACCACAGGAUACUCAUAAGGCAGAUCAGCAAUGGAGAAUACAGGGAGCCCACCCAGUCCUCAGAUGCCCGUGGUCUGAUCCGGUGGAUGCUGAUGGUGAACCCCGAGCGGCGGGCCACGGUGGAGGACAUCGCCAACCACUGGUGGGUCAACUGGGGCUGGAAGUCCACCGUGUGCGACUGCGACGUCCAGCGAGGCGACUUACCCGGUUCCUCCCCGAUGCUGGCCCGCUUCAUCGACUGGCAGAACCGCGCCGACGGUCGCUCUGUUGCCAAGGCUCCACGCGGAUCGGAACCGGCCUCCGGCGCGGACGCCGGCCCGGCCCGCCAGCGCCUGAGGAGGUCGUCGAAGGAGAACGACGCCGGCGUUGGCGUCGGCGUGCGCACCGGAGGUCACGUGACCCUGGAAGACCAGCCCGGCCUGAAGAGGCCCAAGGGGAUCCUGAAGACGCGGGUCAGCGGAGACCAUCGCUCGCAGAGCCUGGGCGAGCUGGAGCUCCGGCGCUCACUCCAGUACCAGGACGUCACCUCCGCCCCCGGCCCCGAGGAGGACGCGGAGGAGCACGGGCACGGGCGCUUCUUCCUCAGUGGCUCCCUGGCCAAGAUGGUGCCCACGCUGCCCAAGAAGGGCAUCCUGAAGAACAACCAGCAGCGCGAGUCGGGAUACUACUCUUCACCGGAGCGCAGUGAGUCCUCCGAGUUGCUAGGGGGCGCCACCAUGCCCCCGCCACCGGCCCCGACGGGCUCGCCCACGCGGAGGGCGGUGGGGAGGAAGGGAAUUCUGAAGCGUAACGGGAAGUACUCCACCCACAACAGCAGCAGUGCCCAACUGUCCGCCGGUAUCCACGGCGACCCGUCCACAUCCGACUCCGGCCUCUCCCGGAGCCAGAGUCGGCCGUCGAGCAUCGUGGACGAGGAGACGGGCCUCUCCUGCGCGCCCUUCAUGGGCAUGGACUGGCCUCCCGCCUCGCCCAAGCCCAACAUCAGGGCCUGCAUGUCGGCCGAGGACCUACUCCCGCUGGCUGGCUUCAGAGGCCUACAGACGGCCCCCGCUCUCCAUGGGGGGAAGAUGACGCGAAGUCCGCCCGGCUCGCCCGGAGACAACGGGAGCUUCUCUCUGCUCGGGGACCUGGAUGACAUGACCCAGGUCUACCAGCUGGCCCUGGACAUCAGCAGCACGUUAACCUAGAGAGGAGAGAGAGGGAGAGGGAGAGGUAGGGAGAAUAUGAGAAUUUAAUGAGAAUAUGACUGGAAAUACUCAGAGGACAUUUAGACAGAGAAGCUGGAGAUGAACAGUGCAGUCUCUCCACACCUCUGAAGCCAAUGACUGAGCUGCCAUGAAAUGUUUACAUGCCAACCCGAGGGAAAUAAGAGAAGUGUGUUGUUUAACACACACACACACACACACACACACACACACACACACACACACACUCAGUGGCUGCAUUUGGAUGAGCUACUGUACCAAAGGUGAACUGGUGAGACUGUCAGACCAAACACACCAUUCACGUCUAGUGUGUAAGUUCUAAAUAUUGAUCUAUUUAUUGAUUAUAGAGUUGUGUCAUAUACAAUGUGUCCUGAUCAGACCAUUGGUUGACCAGUGUAACUAUUGCUUCAAAGAUUGGCUUAAUAACAAGAUUGUGUUUCUGUUGAUGUACGUUUUUUGUCAAGUUUCAUUUUUUAAAUUAUGCUUAAUGGCGCAACAUGUAUAAUAUGAGUACUCAAGUUGGGACAAAGGGAAAAAAAGAACAUGCUCAUUUAUAAAUUUACUUGUAAAGAAACCUAAAGUGAUAACUUUUUUAGGGAGCAUUUGCGGUUCCGAAAGCUUACUCAUGUGGAGAAAAGCAGUAUUCUUUCUGUGGAGGUGACGGGGAGUAUGACACCAAGCACUUUCCCCGCCAACGGAAUUGCACAAAGAUUAGGGGGUGACAGUGAUGUAAUAAAGGUGGUUGUCAUGGAAUCCUGUUUCAA
Clupea harengus (Atlantic herring) is the source of this 3453-nucleotide messenger RNA. It is a transcript of the gene nuak1a, whose product is annotated as NUAK family, SNF1-like kinase, 1a. Gene Ontology annotation, molecular function: ATP binding; tau-protein kinase activity. Lineage: Eukaryota; Metazoa; Chordata; Actinopteri; Clupeiformes; Clupeidae. The record is from RefSeq and is a predicted model, not a curated record. Gene Ontology annotation, biological process: microtubule cytoskeleton organization; protein phosphorylation; intracellular signal transduction. Gene Ontology annotation, cellular component: cytoplasm.